Messenger RNA from Aspergillus neoniger CBS 115656, 1422 nucleotides. RefSeq names its product damage-control phosphatase ARMT1 family protein. Gene Ontology annotation, cellular component: nucleus; cytoplasm. The record is from RefSeq and is a predicted model, not a curated record. NCBI's taxonomy places the organism in Eukaryota, Fungi, Ascomycota, Eurotiomycetes, Eurotiales, Aspergillaceae. Gene Ontology annotation, molecular function: phosphatase activity. Gene Ontology annotation, biological process: DNA damage response. Bases 1 to 1422 code for a protein of 473 amino acids. The transcript is spliced from 6 exons.
AUGGAAUACGAACCCCAGACUCCGCAGUAUCUCACCUCCGACAAGUCCAGCUUCGCCUCCGUCUCGGCCCAUGAACGCUGGCCCGUCAUUCUGACUGGUGCGAUUGAUGAUCUGCACCGCAGCGUCGCCGAUGUAACCGACGAGGAGAAGCGUCAGGAAGGAAAAGCCAUCAUCGGAAACCUCGCAGCGUUCAAAUAUGAGCUGCAGCACAACAGGCAGUUGACCCCCCUCCCCGACGAUGGCCAGCCCGACAUUGCGACGUACAACCAGGAGCUGGAGCAGCGGGGAAACCCUUCAUGGCACAACGUCGCAUGGCUCUACUCAGAAUGCUACCUCUACAGACGUCUGAGCACCUUCUUCUCCCUCUCUAAGCACUGGAAGGGCUAUGACGUGUUCGCCCGCCAGAAGAUGUCCACCUUCAAGUCCUCGCGGCCCGCCGUCCUCGAACUCGCCGCACGAUACAAGGAACUGGCCGAGGAGGCCAGCAAGGGCACAGACGGCAAGACCCCAGAGCAGAUCGAGCAAUCCGACCGUAUCCUCUUCUCCGAGAUGUGCGAGAUCUGCCUCUGGGGCAACGCCACCGACCUCUCCCUCCUCACCUCCCUCACCUACGAAGACAUCCAGAAGCUCCAGGGCUCCGAAGCCCGCAAGGCCUCGGAGAAGAACAUCCUCGUCAACGACCUCGACGCCUCCUUCGACGUGCUGCACCAGGCCCGUCGCGACCGCAAGAACCUGGACCGCCGCGUCGACAUCGUCCUCGACAACUCCGGCUUCGAGCUCUUCGUCGACCUCAUCCUCGCCGGCUACCUCCUCUCCGCCGGCCUCGCAACCACCGUCGUCCUCCACCCCAAGAACAUCCCCUGGUUCGUCUCCGACGUCACCCCUCCAGACUUCGCCGCCCUCAUCGCCGCCCUCUCCGACCCGCAAGCCUUCUACACUACCCCCGACGAGUCCGGCAAGACCUUCGACCCCCUCUCAGAGAAGGAAGUCUCCGAAGUCAAAUUCCUCUUCGACCACUGGGGCCACCUCCACGCCGAAGGAAAACUAAUCAUCCGUCCGCACUCCUUCUGGACCACCCCGGGGAGUUACUGGCGCAUGCCAUACGUAGCCCCGGACCUCUUCAACGACCUGAAAGAGAGCGAAUUGGUCUUGUUCAAGGGUGACUUGAACUACCGCAAGUUGACCAACGAUGCCGCAUGGGCCCCCACAACCCCCUUCACAGAAGCCAUCGGCCCACUGGGCCCGCAAUCCGGCGUCCGCGUAAUGGCCUUCCGCACCUGCAAGGCCGACGUGGUGGUUGGUCUGCCCGAGGGUGUGGAUGAAGAGCUCCGCCAGCUGCCCAAUGGUGGGGGCGACGAGGCGAGGAAGUGGGCGUGGAGUGGGAAGUGGGCUGUUGUGUCGUUUUGUGAUGGGAAGGCUUAG